This is a messenger RNA of Daktulosphaira vitifoliae (grape phylloxera), 3218 nucleotides long. Its product is annotated as zinc finger protein 678-like. The transcript has 10 exons. Bases 617 to 2866 code for a protein of 749 amino acids. Gene Ontology annotation, molecular function: chromatin insulator sequence binding. Gene Ontology annotation, biological process: regulation of transcription by RNA polymerase II. Lineage: Eukaryota; Metazoa; Arthropoda; Insecta; Hemiptera; Phylloxeridae. Gene Ontology annotation, cellular component: chromosome. The record is from RefSeq and is a predicted model, not a curated record.
GAAUAAUCGUGUUUGUAUGUGUGAUUUUUUUGUUAUGGCCUAUAGGUACAUGAUAGUAAUUGUAUAAUAAACCUGUAUAUAACAUGGGUACACGUUAGAUCGUCGCACGGACGCAGUUUCUUAUUUCCUAUAUUACCUCGUUUACUUCCUGUAUCGGGUCUGUGUGAUUUUUGCGUUGUUGUCACAUUUUUGUUAGGCGCAGGUACAGUCAAUUGGUCGCACAUUGGCCACUAUCAAUCCGGCGUUACGCUUAUCCUAAACAUUGUCACACAGCGCGUUCAAAUUAAUAAAUACAUUGUCAUAUCAUUUUUUAUUCAACAACUCUAAAAAUUAGUGAAGGUAAUGUCGUAUGCGACUCAACAAUCUUAUAAGAUCAGAGCCACCACUGCCAACGAGCGACUGUGCUAUAAUUUCAAAUUGAAAAAUGUAACGCGAUAACAGAAAUCAUAACUAAAAAAACCAAUCUUUUGAUUUUUGUCAGUAAGUAAUGAAUAAGGAAAUAGUUCAUGUGUCAAUAAAACAGAAUACUUUGGUAUGCUACUAAGAUAGCCAAGUGACAGAAAUAUUGAAGUCAUGGUGAAUAAGUUAAGUGAUAAUCAAUAUCAGUGGUCUUACAAUGGAUAAUGAUAUUUUAGAUGAACGUUCAAGAGAGUUCUUAGAAACAGCUGAUCAAUACAUCACUGAACAUAGUCAUCAGCAUGAUGAAAAUAAUAAACAGCUUGGUGAUCAACAUAAUUUACCUCAUGAAUUUCGUAUAGAUGAAAAUGGAGAGUUUUCUCAUCAUACCUCAACAUAUUAUGAUACGGGUGAUAUGUUAUCUGGUGAUGGGUCUUCUACUCUUACUGAAGAUGAUCGACGCUUAGCUAAUGAAUUGGCUGAUGCACUUGCUCAACAGAACAAGUCUUUAGUUGAUGGGAGUCAUCAUGAUUCACACCUUAUGACUAGUUAUUUGUAUAGUACUGAAAUUGAUCUAGACUCGAGUAAUAAGCAUUCUUCACAAUCUACAAGUCAUAUUAAUAGCCAACAGAUUAUAAGUUCAGGAAGUUUAAUUGAAGUAGAAGCUUCAGAGUCAGAUUAUCACGCAGAAAUUCAAAACAAUUUACCGCACAAAAAACGAUUUCGCAAAAGAGAGACUGCUCCAACUUCUCCAAGAAGUAUACAUCCUAAAUGCUAUAAAUGCAAACAAUGUGGUGAACAAUUUAAUUCUCAAUCUUUAUUAACAGCACAUAGAGCAAUACAUACGCCAAAAAGAUUAAAUGGACGAAUGCCUUUUUUAUGUGAGAUUUGUGAAAAAAAUUUCACUCACCAGAUUAAAUUUUUCGAACAUUUGAAACUUCAUUAUGAACCUCAACAAAGUAAAGUAAUUGUGGUUACUACUGAUUCUGGUACUUCACCUCAUCAUACUAACUUCCAAAAUCUUAGCACUCAAGAUUCAACUAAUAGUAUUGAAAAUCAAUACAUUGAAGAAACUAUCCAUGAUCAACCAAACAUUCAAGAUUUGCCUCCUUUGCAAAAUUAUAGACUAAAUGAAGAUAAUAUUGAAGAUGAUAAACAUUGUAUAUUCUCAUCUGAUGGAUCUAUAUUAGCAGCUCAACUUCAACAACCAUUCCCAUCAUGUCAACUAUGUGGUCGUAACUUCCGCCGUUUAAAAGCAUUAGAAGUACAUAUGGCUUCAGUUCACCCCCAACCUGCCACAGUUGUAACUGUGAAACAGGAUUGCUUAGAAGAAUUCUCUGAUCCAGAAGAUUUGAUGGAAGGUAUACGCCAUAUGGUACCUGGUGUUGAUACAGAAUCAGAAAAUGAAGAUAAAGAACAAAUACAAGAGUGGGAAUAUAGUGGUGAAAAUAGCAUAAAUCACAAAAGCCCAAUACCUGAAAUUAAAGGUGAUGAUAAUAAUAGUUUAAUAAAUGAAAAUGAUGAUAAUGGUGAAACUAGUCGAGCAGAACACACUUGGGAAGAUGAUACUGAUGAACUUGAACAAAUAAUGAAAAAAAAUAUUUCAAAAAAUCUUGUUUGCACUCAAUGUAAAAGGAAAUUUAAUCAUCGUAACUCAUUACUAUAUCAUUUGAGGUCACAUUCUGGAAAACGUCCUCAUAGUUGUAAAUUAUGUCCAAAAAGUUUCUUCUCAAGCAGUGCUCUAAAAGUACAUAAUCGGUUACAUACUGGUGAUAAACCUUUUGAAUGUGAAUGGUGUGGAAGAAAUUUUCGACAAUGGGGUGAUCUUAAAUAUCAUAUUGCUUCAUUACACUCUGAAUCUAAGCAAUUUCAAUGUGAAUUUUGUGGUAAAGACUUUGCUCGUAAAUAUUCAUUGAUAGUACAUAGAAGAAUACAUACUGGAGAAAAGAAUUAUGUUUGUGAAUUUUGUAAAAAGACUUUUAGAGCAUCUUCUUAUUUACAAAAUCAUCGUCGUAUACAUACUGGAGAAAAACCAUAUAAAUGUGAAACUUGUGGUAAAGCAUUUAGAGUACGCUCAGAUAUGCGGCGGCAUACAGUAGUUCAUAGAAAAGAUAAUACCAACACUGUUCAAAUUAGUAGUUAUGCUGGUCAAGUCAGUGGUAUAGUUACAUCUUCAGAUAUGAAUAUUCAUAUAACAAAAUUAGAUUUGGAUAAAGAAAAGAUGUCUACUAACACUGACGGAGAAGUUAAAUUUCAUGAAAAUUUUUCUCAUGAAACUGAUCAACUGAUAACUGCAGAUGGUGUCCCUGCUCCAUUAAAUCUUAACUUACGAACACAAGACCAUGGUGAUAACGAUGACUCAAACAGUUUUCAGCAAUUUAAUGGAAGACAAGAAAUAAUUGAUAGAGAUACAAAUACUUUGUAUGUAUGGAUACCAUCUAACAGUGAACAAUUAUUACCAAAUGAAUAAAAAAAGUUUUUUCAUGGGGUUUAUUGAUGCCCUAAUCAAUAUAAUAAAAUGGCUUAAUUAUAAUUUAUUCUUUAGACACUCAGUAUCUCUGUGACAUGAAAUAUAAAGAGUAAGUGUUUAAAUAGCAUGUGUAAAAAUGUUGAUACUAAACAAUAGAAUAAACUUAUAAUCAAACUAAGACCUUUCACUAUCGAUAAUAAAAUAAUAUAAAUAUGUGGUAACUAUUUGAUUUGCAGAAUUAUAAACCAAAAUGUAAUUAUGUUAUAAUUUAUUUUUUUUACAAUUAUCAUUGUAUUAUGUAGAAUAACUUUAAAUAUUUGUUGACAAGUAUAAAUAAAAUAGUUCUCCAUUA